UCGUCAUUGCUUACAUAACUUGCUGUUUUUGUUGUUAUUGCAAAUUUUUACAUAUAACAACUCUCCCAGUAUGAUUACUGCAUCGCCUUUGUGAACAUGUUGAUUAAUACAUCUUUUUCUCGCACAAAAUGAGCAUUUUCGCCAUAAUUUUGGCCAUUUUGGCCCUUUUAAUCGCUCUCCUUUAUAUUCUCGAGGAGAGAACUCGACGCCAGUUUGAGUCGAAGGGGGUCCCUUAUCGCGGUAAUGUGACGUACAGCUUCAUCCUCAACGCUUUUACCGGCGUCAGUUUUAUCCAAAAUUUCACUCGCACGUACAAUCGGUUGAAAUCUCUGAACGCUAAGGUCGCCGGCGGAUCUGAUUUUGGCAUCACCAAACUCCUCAUUCUCGACCCAGACAUCAUAAAGUCCGUCUUGGUAAAGGAUUUCGACCACUUUGUCGACCGUGCAGGUCACAUACCAACACCCAAGAACGACUACCUUUUCGCCAAAAUGCUCCUCGUACUAAAGGGCGACCAGUGGAAGGCACUAAGGUCAAAGUUGAGUCCUGCUUUUACAACGGGCAAGAUAAAACGUCUCUUCGCUCUAUUUGACCAAAGUGGGAAAAAGCUGGUCAAGUUUAUCGAGGACGAAACGACAACAACGAAUGAGAUGGACUUGUCCACCGGCUACUCAAAAUUCGCCAUGGACGUGAUUGCCUCCGCAGUUUGUAGCAUGAAUUCGAAAGCCUUUGAAGAGAAGGAUCCCUCCGUGUUUGAAAAGAUGGGGGACAAAUUGAGGCUGAGGUUCGGGGCGAAGGAUAUGAUCCACAUGUUGGUGAUAGUGCUUGCCCCCAAGCUGGCAAACUUGCUGGGUUUCUCUAUUUUUGACAUGGAAAUGCAAGACUUUUUCUCCUCCGCGAUAAAAGGUUCGAUUCAUGACCGUCAAGAGAAGAACGAGAAGAGGAACGAUUUCAUUCAGUUGAUGUUGGAGGCGAGGGAGGACAAGUUGAAGGCGGAGGAGGGUGAAUUGUCCACUUUUGAGAAGGAUGCCGAAAUCAAGAGCGUCGGCAAAGCUUCUACUUCCGGCGACAUGCUGGAUGACACCGGGAUCGUGGCGAAUUGCGUGCUCUUUGUCCUCGCUGGAUUCGACACGACGCAAUCUCUUCUGCUGUUCUGCGCGUAUGCACUCGCGUUAAAUCAAGAUGUCCAGGACAAGUUGAGGGAGGAAGUGGAAACCGUAUUGGAAGAUAAUGGGGGCGAAUUUAGCUACGAGUCGAUUCACAAAAUGACUUAUCUGGAUAUGGUUAUCAGUGAAACGCUGCGAGUCUACCCACCUGCGGGUAUAACAGAAAGAACGUCGACGCAAGAUUACCAAGUGCCUGGGACUGACUACGUCCUCAAAAAAGGGGGUUCCAUUCAAGUUAACAUUGCUGGACUUCAUCAAGACCCAGAAUAUUUCCCAGAACCUGAAAAAUUUGACCCGGAGAGAUUUUCGAUGGAGAAUAAGGCCAAGAUCAACCAGUAUGCGUACCUCCCGUUUGGCGCUGGACCCAGAAAUUGCAUCGGGAUGAGAUUUGCUCUGACAGAAGUGAAAGUCGCAAUUUCCCAUUUGGUCCAUAAUUUCAGAAUCGAACCUUCACAGAAAACGCUGAUCCCGAUGAAAUAUACGAAUGAAAACUCACUCAAACCGAAGGGUGGAAUGUUUCUUGCCCUCAAUAAAAUUCAACAUUAGCUGAUUCUGAUAACAAAUUUGUCGAAUUUUAAACAAUUCUGUUAUAUAAUCAAAAAAACAUGCCAGUUGCGCUUUAACAGGCUUUAGUAUUAAUACCAGGCCUAUCCUCAAGUCAAAUAAUCACUUGAAAGUUAAUAUCCUCGUCAUUUGAAUUAAUUUAGCCUCACUUUAAUUAUUUAUACGCUUGGAUUCUAUGACUUUGACUUUGACAAUCAAUAUAAUGACUCAGAAGCCGGUGUCUAUUAUUCAUUCAUAGUACAUACUAAAACCCGGCACAAUAAUGUAUUCUCAAAGUAAAUUAAUAGUCAUUACAACAAUCUUUCACACUGCUGUAAAGUCAUUUUUUGUGCUACACAAUAACCUUCAUCCAAGAUUUUUCAUGCAAAAAACAAUUGACAAUACCUCGCUGAUUACUUGUUAACAUACAUUUAUGUAAUGUAAUGUAUUGAUAUGUCCCAUAAUAUUUCAUGUACUACGCAUCUGCCCAUUCACCCCCAGAUAAGUAUUACGUACUUAAGCACUUAUAAUAAUUAUAACUUUUUCCUUAACAAACAGAUAUUCAAUCGGUUUAAAUAAAUACAUACAUACAUACGUAAAA
Folsomia candida is the source of this 2307-nucleotide messenger RNA. RefSeq names its product cytochrome P450 9e2. Bases 129 to 1709 code for a protein of 526 amino acids. The transcript is spliced from 4 exons. The record is from RefSeq and is a predicted model, not a curated record. Gene Ontology annotation, molecular function: iron ion binding; oxidoreductase activity, acting on paired donors, with incorporation or reduction of molecular oxygen; monooxygenase activity. NCBI's taxonomy places the organism in Eukaryota, Metazoa, Arthropoda, Collembola, Entomobryomorpha, Isotomidae.